Molecule: messenger RNA, 5803 nt
Organism: Fundulus heteroclitus (mummichog)
Lineage: Eukaryota; Metazoa; Chordata; Actinopteri; Cyprinodontiformes; Fundulidae
Product: E3 ubiquitin-protein ligase Itchy-like
Exons: 24
Coding region: 181-2790 (869 amino acids)
Biological process (GO): protein K63-linked ubiquitination; ubiquitin-dependent protein catabolic process; protein K29-linked ubiquitination
Molecular function (GO): ubiquitin protein ligase activity; protein binding
Source: RefSeq, a predicted model, not a curated record
CAUAAACCGGAAAGGCAGGGAUUGUAGCUAGUGAUACACAUCUCACCGUUAAUGGCUGAUAUCUAGCUGUCAACAGUCCAGGGGUACCUGAGACCGGCGCUCUUCUACGCGGCAUUACAAUCUGCGUUUUCAUAGGUUCACUCUUAUAGGCAACUUAGAAUCGAGUGUUAUGGAUGAGCCAUGAAGGCCCAAUUGCAAGUCACAGUGCUUUCAGCUAAGCUAAGGGAAAACAAAAAGAACUGGUUUGGUCCCAGUCCAUACGUCGAGGUAGCUGUGGACGGCGAGUCAAAGAGAACAGAGAAAUGCAGCAACACCCACAGUCCCAAAUGGAAGCAGGCCCUCACUGUAAUUGUGACGCCAGUCAGCAAACUCAUCUUUCGUGUUUGGAGUCAUCAGACGCUGAAGGCGGAUAUUCUGUUGGGCAUGGCCACCCUGAGCAUCAGCGCAGCCCUCAAAGCCAAUGACCUUAAAUUGUGUGAGGUGGUGCAGACGCUGCAGCUGUCCUCUGACAGAGACCCCCACGAUAUUGUCGGGGACCUCUCGGUGUGUCUGGACGGCCUGCAGGUCGACCCGGAAGCUUUUGCCCUGGCAGAGAGGGAGCAAGCACCUCUUACAAAUGGAAAUGCAAAACAAAACGGCAAUACAAGCAACAGAUCAAGCAGGGACACGUCUCCAUCCAGUGGCUCAGACGACUGGGUAAUUGUACCCAAUGGUCUUACUGUCAGCGGUAGAGGUUCUCCUUCUCCGUCUGCAGGGGGCUCCACCUCUGCACGUCCUCCUCGGCCUGCCAGACCUCCCCCUCCUACGCCACAAAAACCUGGUGCCUCACCAAGCUCUUCCAGUAGUUCUUCGCCCAGUGAGCUGAGUGAAGCACCAGCCUCCGAUGGCUCCUCUCAGGCGUCUGCAAGCGGGGGUUCAGACCAGCCCGACGAGGCGGGAGCACGAGCAGCAGCGGCCGUUUCCUCACAGACGGCAAGUGGUGGUCCCAAACCGCCUGGCGCUGUAACAGCCCCUCCAGCCGUAACACCUCCCAGAAUCAACCCCCUCAACAACGUCCCCCUGCCGCCAGGGUGGGAGCAGAGAGUGGACCAGAAUGGACGAGUGUAUUAUGUGGACCACAUUGAGAAACGGACAACAUGGGAGAGGCCUGAGCCUCUGCCUACAGGCUGGGAGCGAAGGGUCGACCCGAUGGGUAGAGUAUACUAUGUUGACCACAUAACACGAACCACAACUUGGCAACGGCCCACUCAGGAGUCGGUGCGUAACUACGAGGAGUGGCAGAACCAGCGCAGCCAGCUCCAGGGAGCAAUGCACCAGUUUAACCAAAGGUUCAUUUACGGGCUGCAAGACCAGUUUGCAGCCGCAUCUACGAAAGAGUUUGACCCCCUGGGACCUCUGCCACAUGGCUGGGAGAAGAGAACAGACACAAAUGGCAGAGUGUAUUUUGUUCAUCAUCCAACUCGGACGACACAGUGGGAGGACCCAAGGACACAGGGACUUCUGAAUGACAAACCUCUGCCUGAAGGCUGGGAGAUGAGGUUCACUGUGGACGGUAUUCCCUACUUUGUGGACCACAACCGGAGAACAACUACCUACAUUGACCCCCGGACGGGCAAAUCUUCCCUUGAGAAUGGCCCACAGAUCACUUACGUUAGGGACUUCAAAGCCAAAGUGCAAUACUUCAGGUUUUGGUGUCAGCAAUUAUCGAUGCCUCAGCAUAUCAAGAUUACCGUCUCCAGGAAAAGCUUGUUUGAGGAUUCAUUUCAGCAGAUCAUGAGCUUUCACCCACAAGACCUGAGGCGGAGACUGUGGAUUAUCUUCCCUGGAGAGGAAGGCUUGGACUACGGAGGCGUGGCCAGGGAAUGGUUCUUCCUGCUCUCCCAUGAAGUGCUAAAUCCCAUGUACUGUUUGUUUGAGUACGCCGGAAAGGACAACUACUGUCUUCAGAUCAACCCGGCUUCUUCCAUCAAUCCGGAUCAUCUCAAAUACUUCAAGUUCAUAGGGCGCUUCAUUGCUAUGGCCUUGUUCCAUGGAAAGUUCAUUGACACGGGAUUCUCACUGCCUUUCUACAAGCGGAUUUUGAACAAACCCCUGGCUCUUAAAGACUUGGAGUCUAUAGAUCCAGAAUUUUAUAAUUCACUCAUUUGGAUCAAGGACAAUAAUAUAGAGGAAUGUGGUCUGGAGAUGUUCUUCUCCGUUGACAAGGAGAUCCUGGGAGAGGUCAGUACUCAUGAGCUGAAACCAGAUGGAGGAAACAUUCAAGUAACUGAGGAAAACAAGGAGGAGUACAUCAGGUUAGUGGCAGAGUGGAGGCUGUCCAGAGGUGUGGAGGAGCAGACCCAGGCCUUCUUUGAGGGCUUCAAUGAAGUUCUUCCUCAGCAGUACCUUCAGUACUUUGAUGCAAAGGAGUUGGAGGUAAUGCUUUGUGGGAUGCAGGAGAUUGAUCUGGUUGACUGGCAGAGAAACACGAUUUACAGACAUUAUGCCCGGAGCAGCAAGCAGAUACUGUGGUUCUGGCAGUUUGUGAAGGAGAUGGACAACGAAAAGCGAAUGAGACUCCUGCAGUUUGUCACCGGCACCUGCCGUCUUCCCGUGGGAGGCUUUGCCGAUUUGAUGGGAAGCAAUGGUCCACAGAAGUUUUGCAUUGAGAAAGUGGGGAAAGAAAACUGGCUUCCACGAAGCCACACAUGCUUCAAUCGUCUAGACCUUCCUCCUUAUAAGAGCUACGAGCAGCUGAAGGAGAAACUCAUGUUCGCCAUCGAGGAGACAGAAGGAUUUGGGCAGGAAUAAUCCAGCAGGAGUUCCUGGUUUUCAUCACAGCAAUCCGCGGAUGGGACAGGCUGACCUUGAAUGAGCCGGGUCGAUUUUUUUUUUUUCUUUCUUUUUUUAGAAAGGAGCACUUUCAGUAGUUUCUCUCUGCAGCCCAGAAAUGCUUUCACUCUGGUAGAUUCUGUCGCAAUAGCACAUUCACUAAAUACUAGAAAGAUGUUUCAUCACAGGCUCAUUAUUUAACGAGGGAGCUGUGAAUCAGCUCCACCUUAACGAGCUGUUCCUCCCUGAUCCACCUAAUCUCACUUUUGCUGCACAAAGCCCACAUUAAGGCGGUGGAGAGAGAGAGAGAAAAAGAAAAAGAGAGACGCCUUUCUCACUCUGGCAUGCCUGCACCUGCUGUGCGCAGAGUAAGCGCAGUUUCUACACACGGAGCACCGAUUCUGCGCAGUAGUCGUUCCUUUUAGAACCACUUUGUUGGGGCCUAUGCAUCACCGUAAUGUCUGAGGAAAGAAACUCGUCUGUGCAUUUUGAUUGAAAAUACGAAGACUGAUAUGUAAAAAGAUGGAAGCACAGCCCCCUUGUGAUCUGAGGUCAUUGGGAUUUAGUUUUCCUUCUUUCGACGUGGGGGGAGGGGGUCAACGGAUAUUUUUCUAAUAGGUGACUGACAUGACUCCUGUAGCACGUAUACAGUUUUUUUUUUUUGUUUUCAUUAACUUUGCUAAAUGUGAUGACUUUAAUUGCAAUAAUCCUUUCUCUUGUUUUGACAGGUUGCUUUCUUAACUUCUGAGUUAAAAUGUUCAACUAGUUUGCACAUGGGUUUUUGUGAGCGGAGAGAUUAUAAUCGCUAUUAGAAGAAGCUAUUUUUAAGUGCAAUAGUUUUGUAGAAAACAUCAUUUUGCCAAUGCUAGAAACAAACAAGGCUUUGAUUAGUUUUUUUUGUUUUUUUUCUCUAAGACUUAGCUUUAGUUUGAGUUAGUCCCAAGUACAAGGCUUAGAACGGCUGCUCACUCUGGAUUCUGUACGAUUGCUGUGGUUUUCCUACUGUUGUAUCUGCAUUUUCGACUCUUAAUGUUUACCUAAUUUCUCAGUCAGGUAGAAGGAAACUGUGAAGGUUGUGAUGACAAAGUUGUUACUGAUGACCUUUUCCCACUGGAUGAAAGUCGAUUCGCAGCUUGUUACCAAGAGCCCAAAUCUCUUGGCUGAAGCCAAGGUGUCUGUUUGGUUCUGCCGAGCAUGGCAGAUGGACUGAAUGCAAGAAAAGUUUAGGUGUAAAAUCCAAAAAAGUUUCAUCUAUGAAGUGACUGUUGCAGUUUAUGUACAGUUGAAAACAGAUGUUGAAAUGCAUUUUACAAAAGGGUAUGCCCCCCCCCCCCUUCCCCCCCUCAUCGUCUGACAUUAAAUCAAACUAAACGUUUCCUGUUUUAGAAAUGUUGGGAUUACCAAAAAAAAAUUCUAUUUGCUAAACGCCACAAUAAUUAUAAUUAUUAAUGAAUUUACAUAUAUUUGCUUAAAAUUUGGCAGCAUUCCUCUUUAAACAGUAUGACUCUGACCAAAUCUUUCUGGUUAUCCUUCCAGAAGCUUCUCACAAUAGUCUGCUGGAAUUUAGGGCCCAGGUUAGCUAAGUCAGUCACGCAGUCCGUCUUGAUCGCUCACACCUUUUUAGCUCUGCCCACAUCUUGUUUUUUUUAAGUUAAAACAGGUUUAGGGCUUUGUGUGAUGGUCAUUCCAAAACAUUGACUCACAUUUCUUUUAUGUAACUAAUUUGGCCGGAUGCUUAGAGUCAUUGUCCCUUUGGAACAUCAAAGCUUUAACUUUUUGUCCGUCUUAAGAUGUUUCUUUAAUAAUUCUACAUAAUGUUCUCUCCUUACGUUGACAUCUAUUUUUUAUAAGUCCCUCUGUCCCCCCACCCCCCGCAGCAAAACAUGUUUCCCACAGUUGGGAUGGGGUUCACUAGACUUGCAAGCUCCCUCCUGUAGUAGAUGUCCUUUAUGGCAAAAUAACUACAUUUUUGGGGGGUUUUUCAGACCGCAGAAUAUCCAAAAAUGUACGUACUUUGGAUACGUAUUGAUUGCAUUUGCAGACUGAAAUCCUUUUUUUUCCCGGUUGUUUAACUGUUAGGAUUCUUUCUCUGCUGACUGGCCUUUCAGCCAGAGUUGGCACAGGACAGUAUAUCUCUCUCAUCAGCGUCAGCCAGCAUCUUUACAAAGUGUUUUGCUUAAGUUCUGCUUAAGUUCCGGGCCGUUUGAAGUUGCGAGUAGUUGUUUAAACGGAUGAACGUGGCACCUUCAGGCAUGAGGCAACGAUGAACCAGAUUUGUGGAGGUCCACAGUUCUCUUCCUGAUAUCUCGGCCGGUUUCUUUAAAUUUCCACGUGUUGUCACACAAGAAAGGAGAGCCAUCGAGGUUUGCCUUAAGGUGCAUCCCAGGUGUUGCCUCCACUUAACUCAAUUAAUGUGAACCAAUGAUUGAGAAGCUUACAAAGUCCUGACAUUUUCAAAUGGCAAAUCCAAAUGGGGGUAAUUAAACUUUAACAAUUUGGGUAACUCUAAUCUUGAUACAAAUUUCUUUAUAAAAAAAAAAAAAAUCUUGCAAUACUUGCAUUUAGCAAAUACAAAAUGAUUUUUGGUAAUCCUUAUCUAAUAAUUUUCCUGAAACAGGAGCAUUUCAUGUUAGACAAUGAAUAAGAAAAUGUAAAUGUCUCUUUAUACAGUGUAUUUAAAUAUCUGGUUUUAAUUCUAAAUGCACUUAGUAAGUAUAGGAAAACUCCAUUAUUACACCUGGGCUGCCCAAGGAGUGGAACUCUUUAAGAAACGAGACUCAGUUUUACAGAACCCUAGUUUUAUAGGGUGUUAGUUGCUCACAUUUGUACAUUGUAACUAAGGACUCUUAGAGUAGAGCCAGGCUAUGUAAAAAGGGUAAUUAGUAGAAUUGUGAACCUUUUAAUGUCAGUGUUCUCUUCAUUUCAUGAUGACUAGACGAUAUACAGCAUCCUACAGGAUUAUUGCCACCCGUGGUAGAAAUGUGUAAAAAAA